CGAAGAAAAAAUUUGCAGCAGUGGAAAGCAAAGUACGUAAAAGUCUGUGGAAGAAGGAAAUCAGUUUUGAUACCUUGGCCAUCUCUUUGCGCAUCGCUUCAUACUGGCUGCACGAUUCCUGUUUCUGUGAGCACUUCUUUCUGCAGCCAUGUGAUUCAUGCGCUACGACUUUGCGCUGCCACCCCAAGAAGACAAACUGCUAAUCAAUGGGGACGGCAACUCCAGACAAAAAGGCAAGGAAAAAAGAAAGGAAAAAAGCUUCGUGUUUGA
Molecule: messenger RNA, 270 nt
Organism: Trichoderma gamsii
Lineage: Eukaryota; Fungi; Ascomycota; Sordariomycetes; Hypocreales; Hypocreaceae
Exons: 3
Source: RefSeq, a predicted model, not a curated record